Molecule: messenger RNA, 1628 nt
Organism: Aspergillus wentii DTO 134E9
Lineage: Eukaryota; Fungi; Ascomycota; Eurotiomycetes; Eurotiales; Aspergillaceae
Exons: 1
Coding region: 123-1538 (471 amino acids)
Biological process (GO): protein phosphorylation
Molecular function (GO): protein kinase activity; ATP binding
Source: RefSeq, a predicted model, not a curated record
CUCUGCUUUAAGUAUCAUUACCUUGGUAUCUUAUUAUCCUUUUUGGCUAAUCUUUCAGGUAUGGCAAUUCUCUCGUCGAAAUAUGCAAGUCGCUCAAAACCGCCGAGGUUCAGGUUGCCGAGAUGGCGCUGUGCAUACAGAACCACUGGAUGCGAACACGAAAACAACUAAAAUUCAUCCAGCGUGUAUCUGAUACCUUGGAUAAGGAUCAUCGAGAUAUUCAGAACCAGAUUGUGCGAGCUCUGAUUAACAAGCUAAGCGCUGCGACCACCAGCCUCGGAAAGGUUACGGAAACAUAUCGUGGACUUGGUGGUAGGCCGGAAAUAAGAGUCGAGAAAUGGCGAUACAUACGGCUCAAAGAGAGCCUACAACAGACAAUGGAUGACUUGGAGGUCUGGCAGAAAAGGUUCGAUCCCAGCUGGUUUCUUAUUAUGAAAGUCGCAAACCCCAUGAUCGACUUGGAGCUGUCCAGAGACAGCCAGAUGCAAAACCAAUUGCCUUCUGCGCUCAGCGUAAGAAAAGCCGCGACUGGAGGCCCACAGAGCAGAAGUUCGGUCUUCUUGGAUAAGGACGCGCUAGAAUCAGCCGAGAAGAUUGACAUACCCUACACAUCGGCGAAGUGGGCACAGCGACAAGGAUCCGCAAAGUGGCUAGUUCUCGAUACUAUGGCCGUUGAUCCGCAGCUGGACAUUUCAAGACUCAUUCAGGAUGUCCGAGACCUCGCCAGGAAACUGUCCUGCUCCGAUCCAGCGACAUUCGGGUUGCUCAACUGCUAUGGAGUGAUCAAAGAGACGGAUCCUUCCAAUCGUAGAAAGGUGAAUUCGUUCUGCUUUGUAUUCAGGACACCUGCGAGAGCACCUCAAGGUACCAGUCUGCGCAGUCGUCUGAUAUGUGGAAAUACCGAGCACUCGCUCUCUGAACGAUUCCGAAUUGCCAAAGAGGUGGCGAGAUCGGUAUGCUACAUGCACACACACGGGUUCGUCCACAAGAACAUCCGGCCGGAAACCAUCCUCCUCCUUCAAAGUGAGUCCACCGGCUUUGGCUCUUCGUUUCUCCUCGGGUUUGGAAACUUCCGAUCCGCAGAUGGCAGAACGCUGCAAGCUGGAGAUUCGGACUGGGAGAAAAACCUGUAUCGACAUCCUCGCCGGGUAGGUUUAGUACCAGAAGAUGAGUAUAUUAUGCAACACGACAUAUACAGCCUUGGAGUCUGUCUCCUUGAAGUUGGGCUCUGGGAAACAUUUGUCUUGUACGAUGACCAAGGCGGAAAUCCACGUCCAUCGCCGAUCCUCAACCUCGAACUGGACAACUUGGAACAACUUGCUUCUAUCAAAGAGCACCUCGUUUCACUGACUAGGAAUAUACUUCCCCGGAGAAUGGGAACAAAGUAUGCUCGGGUUGUCGAGACGUGUCUGACGUGUUUGGAUCCGGAUAAUGCCGACUUUGGGGAUGAGCAGGAGUUUCAAGAUGCGGAUGGUGUUCUUGUUGCUGUGAGGUAUAUUGAAAAGGUUCUUCUUCAGCUUGAUGGUAUAUGCCUAUGAGUACUGGUAGAUUGGUGAUAUCUUCGAACGUCAGCUUAUCCACUUGAUAGAAUAUACAGUCAACCCAACUUCUCUUUUAACAAAUCACCC